Gigantopelta aegis is the source of this 1775-nucleotide messenger RNA. RefSeq lists its product as uncharacterized. NCBI's taxonomy places the organism in Eukaryota, Metazoa, Mollusca, Gastropoda, Neomphalida, Peltospiridae. Bases 1 to 1101 code for a protein of 366 amino acids. The record is from RefSeq and is a predicted model, not a curated record. The transcript has a single exon.
AUGGUGAACCCCGACAAUUCCUUUCCAAUGUUGUACGUCAGGGGAAGCAACUACGAUGUGGGAUUCAGUAUUGGAGGCACAUUCAGCAACCGAAUCAAGAUGUACAUUAACGAAUGUAAAGGAAUGAAUGAAACGAUAAUUCCAUUUUACGAUUCGCCAAGAGGUCGCGCCGUUUUUGACUUAACACUACGUAAAACAGAAGACAACUUUCCCCAGUACGUCGAUGAGAUCAAAGGCACGGCGCUGGGUGUAGGCCUGCCGUUUGAACGGCUGUUUUUACUCAACAUGGAACGAGACAUCGUCAACGGCCAUGCGAGAGUGAUCCAGGAAGACAAUACCGGCUGCAGCACCGUCCUCGUCAACACCCCGGAUGUAAAGCUGAUGGGCCACAACGAAGAUGGCAACCCAACGGUUCGAGACCACGGGUAUAUGCUGAGUGUGGCAAUCGAGAACGAGGCUGGCAGAGUGGACGAACAGUUUGUGGGAAUGUGCUACCCUGGGAAACUUCCCGGAAACACUCUGUCCUUCAACUACCAUGGACUCGUGACGGCCAUGGACAACAUCCGUGUCAAACAGGCCCCGGCUACGACACCAAGUCAGAUUGUGCUGCGAGCCAUGAUGGCGGCAAAACAUCUCGGCGAUCUUGUCACUAUCUUGACAAACAAAGGUUUCGGAUGUGUGGCUGGCAUGGCGGUGAAUGUGUGGUCGCUGAAUGACCUUGACUCGCCGUCGGUGAUUGAACUCUGUCCCAGCGACACGGAGUCGAGCUGUCACGUGAUCAAGAUCGAGGAGCCGAGCUACUACCACGUGAAUAUGUUCAGACACCGAGAAGCAGACGAACUGUUGCCCAAAACGAGUUCCGUGAGGCGCACAGAAAGAAUAAAGGAACUGUCGCCUCCCCGAUGUUUCGCCGAUAUCCGAGACAUCCUGGGCGAUACGGAGGUGAAGGAUUACCCUCUGUAUCGGUUACCGAGUCCAACAGACAACUCGGCAACGUAUUGUACUAGCAUCGUCGACAUGCUGAACAAAGAGCUGGUGGUGUAUCGAGGAAAUCCCAAGACCUCCAGGCCACUGAUACGUAUGCCCCUAACACUGUUCUAAACAUAGAACAGCAGCAGCAUUAGCAAUAGUAACAACAACAACAAGAAUAACAGUAGCAGCAGCAGCAGCAACAAUAACUACUGUCCUAAUCAUCACGUGCUUCCAGACAAUCUGACUUCAGAUCUUUUGUUAAUGUUUUAAAGACGCUACGGGUAUAUUUGUUCACAGAGACGAAAAUGGUUUUGUUGUCUAUUUAUUACAUACCCAUUAAAUCUUAUUAUAUAAAUACAGUCCUGAAUACAAAAAUGAAAUACACUUUUCCGUAUUCAACUCAACUGCCGGAACUAUGCCGUAUUCAACGCUACUAUUUAUAGCACAUGGUUACCGGGAAUGCCCUUAGCGAUAUGUAAACAAAGUUGGUGCUUGGUUUGAAUUGCUUAUUAAAGCAGUUAACUGUUAUGCAUGUUUAAAAUGCUAUUUUGUGGAACAUUUGAACUGAAAACAGACGAAAACGGUGACGAAUAUUUACAAUUUAAUGAGCGCGAUACCAAAACUAGAGACGGGAACACUACUCACCAACGAGCUUUUAAACCACGAUUACAGUCAACGACAGUUACUUUUUGGAGUCUUGUUUUGGCUUCAUACACAAUAAAUAAAAUAUAUCCAACGGUAAUUUUGUGAUAGGAUAUAUUUGACAAAAGGUACUUUUUAUUUCUUUUAUUUUUUAAAACUAA